AUGGGAUGUGUAUCAACUAAAGAUUAACACAUUAAACAAUUCAAUAUUAAAUUACCUGAUUCAAGUACAUUACUAGAUAUCAUUAUAGUAAAUCAAACAACUCUAUAAACUGAUUUGGAUUUAUCAGACUCAUUAGAUUAAUAUAUGUAAAUAGGAAUGAAUCUAAGCAGCAUAGGAGAGCUGCAUCCGAAAGUUCAACUUGUACAUUAAGAAUUGGGAGAUUUAUUCCCUAAUCUGUAAGGUCAGUAUUUACUGAUGCCAGAUCAAAGUAUUUAUUUCGGAUAAACAUUAAAUGGAAAAAGAAAUGGUUAAGGAAAACAACAUUGGUAGAAGGAAGGAAAUUUAUUAGAAGGGUAUAUCUUAUAUUCUAAUAUUAAAAGGAUUUGGAUUGAUAAUCAAUUAAAUGGAAGAGCCAGAAUGAUCUAUCCAAAUGGGGAUUAGUAUUAUAUUUAAUUGAUUUUUGUUUAGUUUCGAUGGAAAUUUUGUUAAUAAUGUGGCUAAUGGAAUAGGCAAAUUUGUAAAUUCUAGAAAAGAGGUCAGAGGUUUUUGGCUUAAUAAUAAAUUAAUUGGAGAAGGAACUGAAAUACGUAAAAAUGGAACUAUUUAUACCGGACAAUUUUAAGAUGGCAAAAUUCAUGGCCAAGGUAAAUUUGAAUUCGCUAAUGGUUGUGUAUAUAAGGGUAAUGUGCAGAAAGGAAAAAUGCAUGGCAAUGGAGAGCUUAUAUUUUAUGAUAACACAAGAUAUGUUGGUGAAUUUAGAAAUAAUUGUAUUUAAGGAAGAGGAAUUUAUGAAGCCAGUAUUCCUAUUCAUGGUUGGGUAAGAAUAUUAAUUUUAAUUUAAGUUUCAUUCAAAAUAUGAAAAUUAAACCAUAUUUCUCUAUUUCUUUAGACAAGAAACACCAGUCUUAGUUGACAACCAAGAUUGCACUCUAAUUUAAAAAUAAUUAAGUACUUUUUUUGAUUGA
This is a messenger RNA of Paramecium pentaurelia, 965 nucleotides long. The record is from the annotation of a GenBank genome assembly. NCBI's taxonomy places the organism in Eukaryota, Ciliophora, Oligohymenophorea, Peniculida, Parameciidae.